AUGAUCAUUGUUCUUGAUACACGUAGAAUGGAUGCUUAUAGUUUGUGGGAUUUGGUUAAGGAGAUUGGUGAGAAGGAGAAUAGUUGUGUUUUGAAUUUGGAGAUAUUGAAUGAAUUGAUUGCCUUGUUUGGGAAAAUUGGUAAAUCCAAAGCUGCUUUUGAUGUUUUUACUAAAACCGAAGAGUUUGGCUUUACUCCGAAUGCGAAAACAUAUUAUUUGACAUUGGAGGCGCUUUGUAAGCGGUCGUUUAUGGUUUGGGCAUGCUCUGUAUGUGAGAAAAUGCUUAAGAGUGGUGUGUUGCCAGAGGGAGAACAGAUGGGUAACAUCAUAACUUGGUUUUGUAAGGAAGGGAAGGCUGAAGAGGCUUACUCAGUUUACGAAUUGGCAAAGACGAAAGAGAAAUUCCCGCCUCCUAGAUCUGUGGCUACUUUGAUAAGUGCUCUUUCCAAGAACGAUGGGACUAUUACGUUUGCUCAGGAGUUGUUGGGUGAUUUGUCUGGAGAAGCUAGGCGACAAGGGAUAAAACCAUUUUCUGAUGUUAUCCAUAGUUUAUGCAGGAUGAGAAAUGUUAAAGACGCUAAAUCUUUGCUUUUGGAUAUGAUUUCUAAAGGGCCUGCUCCUGGGAAUGCGGUUUUCAAUUUGAUUGUCCAUGCUUAUUCGAAAUCUGGAGAUCUGGAUGAAGCUAAAGAGUUUUUGAAGUUGAUGGAGAGUAGAGGUUUGAAACCGGAUGUGUACACGUACACUGUCAUCAUCAGCGGUUAUGCUAAAGGAGGGCUGAUGAGCGAAGCUCAAGAGGUUCUCGCAGAGGCGAAGAAGAAGCAUAAGAAGCUAAGUCCUGUGACAUAUCACGCACUUAUCCGAGGUUAUUGCAAGAUUGAAGAAUACGACGAAGCUCUGGAACUUUUGAAAGAAAUGGAUCGUUUUGGGGUGCAGCCUAAUGCUGAUGAGUACAAUAAGCUGAUACAAUCAUUUUGCCUCAAAGCUUUGGAUUGGGAAAAAGCGGAGAUGCUCUUUGAGGAGAUGAAGCAGAAAGGCUUGCACUUGAAUGCGAUUACUCAGGGGCUUAUAAGGGCGGUUAAAGAGAUGGAAUCUGAAGCCAAGGUAACGGAAAAUGGAAACUUACUUGCUGAAGCGUAGAAUUUCGAUCCGAUACUUGUCAAAGUUCUAACAGUGUGGAUUAGCUUUGAAGAUGUUUUUUCUUGGUUUGAAAUCCCGGAAGAUACCUGGUUUGUUCUUUUGUUACUGGAAUCAUCUUUUGUACUCCAGUAUUCCCCAAUAAGCCUUUACAGUGUUCAAUCAAGGUUUUUUUAAAGCUUUUUGAUUCAAGAAGUGAUUCAGUUUACCAUGAUCAUUGUUCUGUUUGUAUUUGGUUUUCUAGUAAGAUAGCAUCUUUUGAUUUUAGCUCA
Molecule: messenger RNA, 1406 nt
Organism: Camelina sativa (false flax)
Lineage: Eukaryota; Viridiplantae; Streptophyta; Magnoliopsida; Brassicales; Brassicaceae
Source: RefSeq, a predicted model, not a curated record